AAAAUACAAAACAAAAUCUGUGCAGAACAUAACCGUGUCCUUUGCCAACUAUUAGCUAUCCUUCCUUCCACCACCCAUAUCGCCGCCGGUCUCCGUUGUGUCGAUUUACCUAAAGAACAUUGUUACCUUGUUCUAUGCCGUUAAUGAGCAAGGUGCACUUCAUAGUCGGUCGUGUACAAGCUUAACUAUAUAUAAAUGGGCUUCAACGGUCCACCGAUGAUGUCGUCCUCUUCGUCGCCCUCAUGCCAUUCACAUAACUUCUAUACAAGUGUUACGGGCAAAGUUUGAUGUUUUUUUUUUCGUUACUAUUUUUCCCCUUUAAAAGUUACACAACUAUCGCUUUGUGCUAAUUUUCUUUUUUUUUUAUAUAUAUAUUUUCCCAACAAUUUUCCAUUGCUGAUGAUGAUGAUGGGAAAUUGUUAUUAAAUUAAAAUUGUGAAAUAAAAAAAAAAAUUACAAAAAAAAAAAAAAAACACUCAGUCCCCACAGCAAUGAGUGUGAUAAUUGAGUGUAAAUAAAGUGCAAAUGUUUUAAUGGCGUUACUGAGUUGCCUUUGAAAAAUUCAAUAAAACGAAAAAAUAAAAAUAUCCUUUGCUGCAGCAAACGACGACAACAACGACACACAUCAGAGCAACCCAUAGAAAUAACGCCGACGACGACGACAGCGACGAGAACGACACUUUGUUUCCGGUUCCUGUGUAUUCGAUUUUAAUUCGAUUACAUCAGUAACGAAUUUAGGGAUAUUGUCGGUCGGCGGCACUACAUUGAGUUGAGGUGAAAAAGUGUCAUCCUCAUCGUGGAUUGAGUAACUGCUGCUGCUGUUGCUCGAGCAGACAGAACAACACACCAACCAUCAUCACGACGACGACGACGACAAAAUACGCCUGGGAAUUUCAUCAAAUUUAGCUGUGAGAAUACUUUUUUUUUUUCCCUGAUUCAUAUGAAAAGAAUAAUCGUUUGCCAUCGAUGACUCUUGUGGACAGCAUCACAAAGAAAAUACUCCAAACAUGGCGGGCGAAAAUCAAUCAAGUAGUGGUGGUGGUGACCCAUUAAGGGCAGUUGAUGAGGGUCCUCCUCACAAAUAACACAAAAUUCCACCACCACCACCCUAAAAAAAAAAAUUAUGUAAAACUUUUCACCAAACAAAAAACACACACAACAACAAAAAAAAAACAAACUACUAUAACAAUUAUUAAAAAAUUAAAUUAUAAAAAACUUAAGAAAAUAAAAAUCAAGGACUUACCUUCAUAUUUUCAAUUCUCUUCUUAAAAAAAAAACUCAAUCAAAGACUUAAAAUUUCUAACAAAAAAAUUAAAACAAAUCUAAAAAUCAAAAAUCUACUUAAUCUUAAUCAAAAUCAAAAAAAAAAAGAAAGAAAAUCUAAAAUUUUCCACAGCAAGUAAACGAAUCUUCCAGGAUUAUACAUAAAUUAAAAAAAUUGAAAUCUUACAAAAAUACUUAGAAAACCAAAAACUAAAAAAAAAAGAUUUAAAAUAAAAUUAUUCUAAAAAUUCAUUCAAAAGUGAAAUGCAUGCAAAUGCGGGUGCGGAUCGUGGUGGAUCAUGGCGUUUACCACCCGAUGAAACCCUCCAAGUUCAAGAUCCAAAACAGAAAAACGAAGACUUAGAUUACGACGAAGGUCAUAAUUGGCGUAGCAUUAUCUUUUCAUUAUUAGUAAUAAGUUUUGUAAUAGCCGGUAUCAUAACAGCGAUCUACCUCUUGGGGUACGUCGAUGAACUCCUUUAUUGGUCAGGCCGUCGUAUGAUACUCGAUGAGUACCUGCAAGGCGAUCUAACGCCGAAUCGGCUGCAACCAGCUUGGGUGACAACACGAAAGUAUGUCUUCCAAUCGGAUGACGGAGGACUAGCCGUACUGGACACUGCCACGAACACUGUUCAAACCCUCGUUACAAAUCACACCCUUAGACAAUUGAACGUCCGGGGCUACCAUUGUUCAUAUGAUCUGCGAUACGUUCUAUUUAGGCAUAAUGUAAAGAAGAUUUUUCAACGGUCCUUUACCGCAUUCUAUACGAUAUAUGAUGUUGAAAAUGACCAUCACAUGCCAGUGAAACUGAAGGACUCACCAAAAGUACAAAGAACUCGUCUACAGUACGCCGCAUGGUUGGGCAAUACAACAUCCCUAAUUAUUGUAGCUGACAACGAUAUAUAUUUAAGACAAUCACCAGCAGAGGAAGAGGACAUCCGUAUAACGAAUACAGGAUAUCAGAAUGUCAUUUAUAAUGGUAUUCCUGACUGGUUGUAUCAGGAGGAAAUCUUUUCAAAACCCGAAGCGAUAUGGUCAUCACCGGAUGGCAGCCAAUUCAUGUAUGCCUCGUUUAAUGAUACGAACGUUGGCAUCAUGACGUAUCCGUGGCUGGCAUCGGGAGCGAUUAUAGCCGCUGGUGCUGGCAUGAGUUCGGGCAGUUCGUUUCCGGAAACAAAGAGUGUUCGAUAUCCAACGCCGGGCACCACAAAUCCAGAAGUUCAUCUGUGGAUAGUUGACAUAAGUAAUUUGACGGAUAUCCAGAGGAAUUUAGUGAAGCCGCCGCCAUCACUGGACGGACAAGAUUAUUAUCUUACCUCAGCCGGUUGGGUUACACAGGGUAACCAUCAAAUCUCAACAGUUUAUAUGAUGAGAUCACAAAAUUACAGCAUUGUGGCAACGUGUUUUGCACCAAAUUGGACAUGCAUCGAUACGCAUUCCGAACGUGCACCGGAAGACGAAUGGCUGGAUAUAUUGCCGCAUCCUGUUUUCUCGCCAGAUGGCGAUAGUUUUCUUAUAUUAGCCAGUAUACAGGAAUCUGGUACUGAACACUUUACCCAUAUCAAACAUGUGACGAUAACACAGCAACGGAUAUCUGUGAUCUCACACGGACGUUAUGAGCAAGUUGCCGUUAUAACACAUGACAGAAAUCAGGUCCUUAAGAUUCUGUGUUGGGAUACGGCGAAUCAUCUCGUCUAUUAUCUUGGAACCCAAGAUAAAAAACCUGGACAAAGACAUUUGUAUGUUGUCAAGGAUCCAGUUAGCGACGAUAGUCGAAAAAGUGAACCUCAGUGCAUUACCUGUGAUCUAGGCGAAGCGCUCUGGAGUAGCCGCUAUUACUAUGUAAACUGUUCCCAUUUUGAUGCCUUCCUAACUCCAAAGUCUUCCAUAGCAACAGAGCUCGGUGUCGAUUUUUAUAUACUCGAGUGCCUGGGACCGGGUCUCCCAGUAUCCGGAGUGCAUUCGGCUAAAACGCACAGUCUGCAAAAAAUCCUCUUCGACACGCGACCUUACUACACAGAACGAUUGCAGGCAUUGGCUUUGCCAACUCAACGUUCUUUUGAAAUCCCCCUGCCGCAUGGGAGUAGGGCUCAAGUGCAACUACUCCUGCCGCCCAGUUGGCGAGAGGAGCUAAGGGAUGCCGCAUUUCCUGUGCUUGUCGAAGUCAAUGGGCGACCAGGAUCCGAAUCUGUUUCGGAGAAAUUUCGAAUAGACUGGGGGACGUACAUGUCCUCACGAAAUGAUGUAAUAUAUAUUCGGUUGGAUGUGAGAGGCGCCAAAGGACAGAGUAAAAAAUCACUGUACCGGCAUUUGGGUGGAGUGGAGGUGCAGGAUCAAAUUUCCGUUCUAAGCUAUUUACUAGAUACGUUUAGCUUUCUAGACGAAACUCGUGUGGGUGUAUGGGGUUGGGGUUAUGGUGGUUAUGUCACCACCAUGGUAUUGGGCUCGCAACAAGAAGUUUUCAAAUGUGGAAUAUCCAUAUCACCGAUAGCUGAUUGGUUAUUUUACAAUUCAGCCUUUACAGAACGAAUCCUUGGCCAGCCUGCUGAAAAUUAUAAAGGCUAUGUGGAGGCCGAUGCAACGCAACGUGCACGGCACAUAAAGUCUCAUUCGUUCUUCCUAAUGCACGGUUUGGCGGACUCGACGGCGCCGUAUAUCCAUGGUGUUCAGUUAGCGAGGUCUCUUACCGAUGCUGGAGUUCUCUAUCGAUAUCAGACAUAUGCCGAUGAGGGUCACGAACUAAGUGGUGUCCUCGAGCACGUCUAUUCAUCGAUGGAAAACUAUUUCUCUGACUGUCUAAGCUUAGAUCCUGACGAUACAAAACCAACGGUAGAAAAAAUCGUUCCGCCUGACUAAUAGUGAAUAUAGUUAAUUUAAUUUUAUAUUUAAAAUGUAGCCUAUUAGGAAUAAGAAUUAAAGUUUUAAGAAA
Episyrphus balteatus (marmalade hoverfly) is the source of this 4192-nucleotide messenger RNA. RefSeq names its product inactive dipeptidyl peptidase 10. Lineage: Eukaryota; Metazoa; Arthropoda; Insecta; Diptera; Syrphidae. The record is from RefSeq and is a predicted model, not a curated record. Bases 1528 to 4119 code for a protein of 863 amino acids. The transcript has 14 exons. Gene Ontology annotation, molecular function: dipeptidyl-peptidase activity; serine-type peptidase activity. Gene Ontology annotation, biological process: proteolysis.